Molecule: messenger RNA, 723 nt
Organism: Penicillium maclennaniae
Lineage: Eukaryota; Fungi; Ascomycota; Eurotiomycetes; Eurotiales; Aspergillaceae
Product: uS17 family ribosomal protein
Exons: 1
Coding region: 1-723 (240 amino acids)
Biological process (GO): translation
Cellular component (GO): ribosome
Molecular function (GO): structural constituent of ribosome
Source: RefSeq, a predicted model, not a curated record
AUGGCUCCUAGCCAUCUCCUCCGGGCGUCCCUGCCCAUCCGGUCAAUGGCAUCGCCCAUGGCCCUAACCCGAUCAACUCUCCCAUCCACGCUCUCGAUCACACAUACCAUUCGAAAUGCCUCCACAUCCUCAGAACCCGCACAAACCCCCACCGCCUCACCACAUGUAUCCGGCCCUCAACCACUCAAACGCCCUGCCAUGCUCCGCAACUACGCCUCCAGCCUAAAGACCGGCACCGUCGUCUCUGUCGGACGUAUGCAACGCACCGUUACCGUCUCCUUCCGCCACAAUAUCUGGGAUAAGCGUAUCCGGAAAUACUACCCCCAGGAAACUCGCUUUCUCGUCUCUGACCCCCGUGACUCCCUGCGUGAGGGUGACGUGAUUGAAUUCUCCUCUGGUGCUCCUAAGAGCCGCCACGUUCACCACGUCGUUGAGCGCAUCCUUACCCCCUUUGCUAUCCCCAUUGAUGAGCGACCCGCUGUUAUGUCGCCUCAAGAGCGUCAGGCUGAGCGUGAGAAACGCUGGGCUGCCAAGUAUGUGCGUCGGGAAUCGAGGCGGUUGGGCGAGGAGGUCGAUCUGGCCUCAAGGCUAGAGCUUAGCCCCGGCGAGGAACUUUCGCAGGCGGAGAUGAUUCACCGCAUUCACCAAGGGAAUGAGCGUGUUGGAAAGGUCAAGGCUUUGGUUGAGAAGAGAUUGGCAAUGCAAGCGCAGUCUGAUUCUUGA